CAUAACAUAAACAUAACCUGAUGUAGAGUUAAGCUAAGAGUAAUUUUAAUGUUUACAAGUACAAUUUAGUUAAGAAUGUAAAUUAAAAUAAUUCUACAGUGUAAUUUUAUUAUUGUUUCCGUUCUAUUUUUAAGUUUUUUUUGGUUUGAGUAUUCCUAAAUCUGUAUAAUAUAAUGGUUUCUAUAUCAGUACAAAAUUUCUCCAACUUUCUAAAAAACAAACCUCCUUUGGUUGUUUUUCUAUUAUGUUUAAUUAUAUUGGCUGCAUCCACCUCAUAUUUUGCAUUUCAAAUUGAAAAAGAUAAGCCUAUAGUUGAUAGUGAUAAGAAACUUGAUUGGAUAAAUAUGGUAAAACAUUUCAAUAAAGUUGAUAUAUGCAUUAGUCCAAUAAAGGGGGAAAAUGAGACUAACCCAAUUAAGGAGGGUGGUAGUGACACUGAAGAUCAAAUUUCAGUGUUUACAUCAGUUGAAAUUAUUGAAUUUGAUGUUUUCAACUCAUUUUCUGAGGUCUAUGGUUUUUUAACUUUAGAUGAUUGGUACUCUGUCUCUUGUCAAGAUAGCAAGCAGCCCAAAAAUAUGACCAUUUUAUUUAGCAUUCCUGAAUUCAAGUCAGUCGAUGGUUCUCAAAAUCUCUGUGUUACAGUUAAAGGUCCAGCACAAUACUUGCCUUAUUUUAAAAAAUCAGCUUGUACUCCUCAAAACAGUUCUAACCAAAAUAAGGGUAAUAUAGGAUUUUUGAGUUCAAAAUUACCAAAAAAUUCAAAUCAAUUGUUUUGUGAAGAUGGAAAAAUUGCCAAAAUUGUAUUUGACUUACAACACGAAGAAAUUUCAAACUACUUGAGUGAUGAUGUCCGGACACAAAUAUAUUUACAUUUAGUGUGGUGUACCUAUUUUCUAAUUUUUGUCAUUUUUAUAUUCCUUCUAUAUAUUCUAAUCAAAAAAUCAGAUUACCUAGAAAAGAAAGAACAACUUGUACAUAAUGUUAGACUUCUAUAGGCAAAACAGUUAUUGCAUCACAUUUGUGAAGUUGAACUGUGAAAGAAACUGAAAAACUGUUGAACUGUGAAGGAAAGCAAUAUGUAAUAUAUAUUUUUCAUAAAUAAACAUCAUGAAGUUCCUAAUUUA
Molecule: messenger RNA, 1124 nt
Organism: Sitophilus oryzae (rice weevil)
Lineage: Eukaryota; Metazoa; Arthropoda; Insecta; Coleoptera; Curculionidae
Product: transmembrane protein 248-like
Exons: 5
Coding region: 174-995 (273 amino acids)
Source: RefSeq, a predicted model, not a curated record